Molecule: messenger RNA, 1616 nt
Organism: Poecile atricapillus (Black-capped chickadee)
Lineage: Eukaryota; Metazoa; Chordata; Aves; Passeriformes; Paridae
Gene: NUDT12
Product: nudix hydrolase 12
Exons: 8
Coding region: 202-1590 (462 amino acids)
Biological process (GO): NAD+ catabolic process; NADP+ catabolic process
Cellular component (GO): cytosol
Molecular function (GO): protein binding; metal ion binding; NADH pyrophosphatase activity
Source: RefSeq, a predicted model, not a curated record
GCGCGCAAGGGGCCUGGCUACGCUCGGAGCCGCGCACGAUAACGGUGUCCCGCUGCUGAGGCCGGGUCGCGGCCCUGGGGAAGGGAGUGGAGCGGGCCCUGAAGCUGUCGCUGUGUUGCGCAGCGGUCCUGGCAGCACUGUGUUGAAAUCUUCUGGUCCUUAAGCCUCUUUGAAACUGGUUUUGACUGCUAAGUUGGCACAAUGAGUGACUUUGAGAAGACCCUGCACCAGGACAUGGUUUCUCAGCUGCAUGACUUCGCUGCUGCUGGAGACACAGCCAGGCUGAAGGCACUGCUCAGGUGCUCCCCGUCACUGCUCAAUGCGUCCGGAGGGAACGGCUGGACAGCCCUUAUGUACGGUGCUAGAAAUGGACACCUUGAGGUUGUGCAAGUUCUUCUUCAAGAAGGGUGUGACCGAUCCAUCAUUAAUAAAUCAAGGCAGACAGCUCUGGACAUUGCUAAAUUUUGGGGAUACAAACACAUAGCUAAUUUGUUGGCUAAUGUGAAAGGUGGUCAGAAACCUAGUUUUUUGUCAAAUUAUGUGAAAGAAUAUGAAAAUUAUUUUGGGAUGACGCUUCUGGACAGAAGGAGUGAUAAAAGAACAGAUUCCAAGUGGCUAAGUGAAAAACAAAGCCAUCCAUCUACAGUAUACAUCCUCUUCUCAGAUCUAAGUCCCUUGGUUACUUUGGGUGGGGAAAGAGAGAGCUCACAGCAACCAGAAGUAAAGCUUUGCAGGCUGCACCACAAGGAUGUGGAAGAGUGCAUGAACCAAACCGAAGAAUGUACCUUGGUUUUUCUUGGAGUUGAACUUCAGUAUGAUGUGAACCUGAUGCCUGCUUGCAGUGGAAGAGUUCUGCAAGAAGAAGAUGGGUUAGUUGCUUGGUUUGCUCUUAGCAUAGGUUCCGCUUCUGCUGAAAAAUUUAAACAGAAGCAUGAGGAUUGUUACUUUCUUCAUCCGCCAAUGCCAGCAUUACUGCAGUUACCUGAAAAAGAAGCUGGAGUAAUAGCCCAGGCAAGAUCUGUUCUAGCAUGGCACAGCCGCUACCGAUUCUGCCCAACAUGUGGGAGUGCAACCAAGAUUGAAGAAGGGGGUUACAAGAAAACUUGCUUAAAAGAAGAUUGUCCCAGUCUCCAAGGAGUUCACAACACAUCAUAUCCAAGAGUUGAUCCAGUUGUGAUAAUGCAAGUCAUCCAUCCAGAUGGGAACCACUGCCUUUUAGGUAGGCAGAAGAGGUUUCCCCCAGGAAUGUUUUCCUGCCUUGCUGGAUUUGUAGAACCUGGCGAAACCAUAGGAGAUGCUGUUAGAAGAGAAGUAGAGGAGGAGACUGGAGUCAAAGUUUCCCAUGUUCAGUAUGUCUCUUGUCAGCCAUGGCCAAUGCCCUCCUCCCUAAUGAUUGGCUGCUUAGCUGUUGCAGUGUCUACAGAAAUUGAAGUCGACAAAAAUGAAAUAGAGGAUGCCCGCUGGUUCACUAGAGAACAGGUUGUGGAAGUUCUCAUUAAAGGAAACCAGCAUUCUUUCUUUGUACCACCAAGCCGAGCUAUUGCACACCAGUUGAUAAAACAUUGGAUUGGAAUGAAUGCUAAUCUUUAAUUAAAAUAAUUGAUUUAUUGAAGUUA